UCGCUCCAGUUUUCCACCAUUUGGUGACAAGCGGUCACGCGGGCGUAGUGUUCUCAACAAUUCAUACUCAUCGAGAAUCGUUCAGAAAACCAGCAGAUAUGACGUUGCGACCAUUCCUGGGUUGUCUACCUGUCCUAGUGACGUGGUUCGCCUUCUCGCCUCCGCUCAUUCAAACUCAAGUGAUCUUUACCGCAGAUCAGACUCCUACGCCGGAUCCUCAAGCCUUUCUCAAACUCUUAAAUCUCUCCAGCAGCGACAGCAAUUCUCGGUGGUAUUACAGUAAAUCUGAUGGAAACCGUUUGUGGCAGUUCAAUAUUACCGACGUCGGGUGUCAAUCGGCAAGACUGCAUCUCUCCUCUUUCGAUCUAAAGGGAGAGGAUCGGCUCGCAGUGUACGGAAUUGCAUCGGAUGGAGAACGCGUUGGCGAGGAAAUCUUUCGACGAAAUAGUGGAAGGGAUGGUGAUGUAUUUACUCAUCGUGUGUGGGCGGAUCACCUGAUGCUCCAGUUCUAUGCGUCGAAUAGUCAGUCCCAGUUUGAUAUCAACUAUGUUCAAUACGGGGACUGUGAUAGGUCGACUGACAAUCGAGUCGGAUCCGUGUGUGGACACAAAGAUUGGGAGAAUGCGGUGUGUUACGCCACAAAAUACCCGGAUAUCUACAGAAUAGCAUCUGGGGUAGUAAAACUUCAGUAUGUACACAAAAACGUUGUCUACUCCGGGACUGCAUUUAAGGUAUCAGACGAUGGGCGUUUCCUCACCAACUACCACUGUCUGAGAAUCAAAAAAGUGAUGCCUUCAGUGGAGCUCAUGGUGCAUUACGACUCCGACAAUUGUUUGAGAAAACAAGGACAUGUAUCGAUGACAUUGCAUGGAGACAGCCUGUUGUGGACGAGUGGCUCAACAAAACUCGAUGCCAGCAUAAUCACUGUGCAGGAAGCUAAUAAAGCUAUAUACAUUCCAUGCCUUCAUAUGUCAUCUUCUGAUCCACUGAUUGGCCGACAGAUUGCCAUCAUCCAGCAUCCGGAUGGCGAGAGCAAAAAAAUCGCCAUCAAGUCAGAUAAGGAUGUCAGUGGAAACUGCACUAUCGAAUCGACAUGUGAAAAGGUUGAUUAUUGCUACAGGUGCGAUACGGACGAGGGAUCAUCCGGAUCUCCUGUUGUCGACUUCAAAUCGGGGAAUGUCGUCGCACUUCAUCACUUCGGUGGCUGUCCUAAUUCGGGUGUCAAGAUUUCUUCGGUUCGAAUGGCGGCAGGAAACAACAUGGGAGUUUGUUCAAAAGACCCAGUGAUAAACGCGGCUGUGCUCUGGGCUCACAACAACAAGACCUACUUUUUCCAAGGCAGCCAAUACUGGCUCUACGAUGACGACUGUGACUGUGUGGCUAGCGGCUACCCAAAACAGAUCGGUCCCAACUGGAAAGGAUUACCAAAUAAUCUAGAUGCUGCAGUGACUUCAAACAGGAGAACAUAUUUCUUCAAAGGCUCACAGUAUUGGAAAUAUGAUGACAACAACAACCAUGUCGCUGAUGGUUAUCCGAAAGACAUCAGUUCAGAAUGGCAUCUACCAAACAACUUGGACGCAGCCAUCAAGCACACAAACAACAAGAUCUACUUUUUCAAAGGAAAUCAAUUCUGGCGUUAUAAUGAGAUAAUGGGUAGGAUAGAUUACGGAUACCCGCAUACGGUCGACUCACACACGUGGCCUGGUCUGCCCUCGAAUUUGGAUGCCGCUAUUGUGUGGUCCAAUGGUCGGUCUUACUUUUUCAAGGCGAAACAAUAUUAUCGGUACAAGGUUCUCGAUGGAUCCUACCCAAAAUCCAUCUGCGAAAUGUGGAAAGGUAUGCCGUGCUACUAACUCUUCCUGUCACCGACAGUUACAAUGAACUCCAUGGGAUUUAACUUCAGUUUUUUGUAUUUCAAUGUUUUGGUAGAGAACUUUUACUUAGUGACAUGGCAUUCUAGCAUAGACAGGGAGCCUUUUAGCCUGUAGGUAAAACAAGCUGUGGAAUCUGCUCUCUCAACCAUGUACUCAUGGUUCUAGCACGAACCGUUUUUACCAUGAAAUUGAUGGUUGGAAGGUGUUUGUACGCAGUGUUCAUUAUGAGCAGGACUUUAGCAAGUUUCAACAUGUCAAGAACGAGCGAUCUUUGAAAGCAUAUGAAAAACACUAGUUUGUGCCAUCUCAUACAGAUAUCAGUUGAUGGUCUAGAACUCGAAGUCUUCAAGACUUUCAUUUGUUGAAGCAUUAAAGGUGUGGCAUGACAUGAAGUCAAGGCGAUUGCCUCAAGGCUCUGCAGCUCUAGGUUUAAUGAUAUCAUCUUUUAAUGGAACAUGCAUAAAGUACACAUAAUACCAGGAAAUUCAUUUUAGGAGUAGAUUUCAAUUAUGUUUAAGACUCAAUUCAUUGUACACACGCGCGCGC
This is a messenger RNA of Corticium candelabrum, 2420 nucleotides long. RefSeq lists its product as uncharacterized. Lineage: Eukaryota; Metazoa; Porifera; Homoscleromorpha; Homosclerophorida; Plakinidae. The record is from RefSeq and is a predicted model, not a curated record. Bases 99 to 1853 code for a protein of 584 amino acids. The transcript has 3 exons.